AUGGAUCACGAAGGAUUUCACUAUAAAAUAAAUAAAACUCGUGGAGGUAAACGUUACUAUAUCUGUGCUACACCUAAUGUGUACUGCAAAGGCACAGCUAUACAAAUGGAAAAUGGCACUAUUAUAGCUAAAAAAGCUCACACUCAUGAAGCUCAUGGUCCAAUGUUUAAUGAGCAAGAAGUUAUUAAACGUUUUAGGAGCACUUUGGUUGAAAGAUCAAAGACAGAGACUACGCCUCUAAAAGUUAUAUAUGAUGAAGAAAUAGUUAGGAAUCCGGAUGCGGCUUUAGUGUAUAGUUGGCCUACAGCGGAGUCUUCCAUGCGGCAGUCGCGAAGAAGUGUUUGUCCAGCAGUACCAUCCACAUUACGCGAGUUAGGGGAAUACUUGGAUAUGAAUACUGAUAGGUAUCAAUGCAACAACUAUAAUUUUUACCAGGAAUGGAUAGUGGACAAUGAUGGAAAGUAUAGCGUGAUGUUUGCGUGCCAAGAAAUCAUUAGUGCUGUAGUGCAUCAGGGGGCCACGGAACUACACGCUGAUGCAACGUUCAAAGUAGUGCCGUCAAUGCCUCAUUGUAGACAACUGUUUAUGUUGCAUUUGAUUCUGCAAAAUCACUCUGUUCCUGUAUGCUUUGUAUUGAUGGAAGUAAAGACUGAGGCUGCAUAUAGGAAAGUUUUGGAAAGAUUUUCUCGUAAAUUUCCCGAAGUCAGACCAUUGACAAUCAUGAUUGACUUCGAAACUGCACUCCGCAACGUCUUCUCUGAUGUAUACCCUGAAGCGACAGUAUCUUCGUGUUGGUUUCAUUUUGUACAGAGUUUGCAGAAAAAUAUAAAGAAGAUGGGCUACUCAAACCACGUACAACAGCACAGAGAAGCUAAAAUGUGCUUGAGAAUGUGUGCAGUAUUAGCACUAUUGCCUGCUCAUCAGAUCGAGCAGGGUUUUCAAGACAUAAAAAUGCAUGCCCAAAAUAAUGGUGUUUUGUUACCGAGAUUUUUUACAUAUUUUACUAGUUUUUGGCUAACUCGCAAAGGCCCAGAGUGUUUUUCGGUUUACAACCAACCACGCCGAACGAACAAUAACGUGGAAAGUUUCCAUUCGAAUCUUAAACAGACUUUUCAAGUGUCACACCCAAAUUUGUGGAGAAUGUUGGAUUCUGAAGAUGACACACCAGAUGAUCAAAUUCCCCUUCCUGCAAUACAAAACGUUGAAGCUGCCAGAUUGGAUAAUCCAGUUAUUAAUAAUGGAGAAGAUUCUGAAGAUGAGGUCCAAGAUGGGCAAAUUAAUGCACCUCCCCAGGAAGUACCAAAUGUAGAUGGAAAUCCAGGUCUUAUAAAUAUAGAUGAACAAAAUGAUACUUCUUAUAAUGAGGCUGAUUUCUUCGUACCUGAAGACUUAGCUCUAGAUUUUUGGCAAGUAAAUUAUGCAAGUGACGAAGAAGAUGAAGUUCCGUAUGCCCCCGUCCCUCAAAAUAUAGAAGAAUAUUUACCCCAGGGAAAUGUAGAGGACAUCUGUGUGAUCUGCCAUGAAAGUCGUAGAACACAUGCCCUGAUACCAUCUGGCCAUAAGGUGUUGUGUGUCGAUUGUGUGUCGAGGUUGGACUCCGAUCGGUGUCCAAUAUGCAAUACCAAUUUCAAUAUUGCUAUAAGAAUAUGGGAAUAG
Messenger RNA from Metopolophium dirhodum (rose-grain aphid), 1656 nucleotides. RefSeq lists its product as uncharacterized. NCBI's taxonomy places the organism in Eukaryota, Metazoa, Arthropoda, Insecta, Hemiptera, Aphididae. The transcript has 10 exons. The coding region runs from base 1 to 1656 and encodes 551 amino acids. The record is from RefSeq and is a predicted model, not a curated record.